Messenger RNA from Phoenix dactylifera (date palm), 900 nucleotides. Its product is annotated as large ribosomal subunit protein uL13y-like. Gene Ontology annotation, molecular function: structural constituent of ribosome; mRNA binding. Gene Ontology annotation, biological process: translation; negative regulation of translation. Gene Ontology annotation, cellular component: cytosolic large ribosomal subunit; ribosome. NCBI's taxonomy places the organism in Eukaryota, Viridiplantae, Streptophyta, Magnoliopsida, Arecales, Arecaceae. The record is from RefSeq and is a predicted model, not a curated record.
UAUAACAGCACCCGUCCUCGAAGCCAACCCCAAACCCUAACCCUAAUCCUAGCUGCGGCGGCGGAGGAGAUGGUUUCGGGAUCGGGGAUCUGCGCCAGGAGGGUGGUGGUGGACGCGCGACACCACAUGCUCGGCCGGUUGGCCUCCAUUCUGGCGAAGGAGCUUCUCAAUGGCCAGCGCGUCGUGGUGGUGAGGUGCGAGGAAAUCUGCCUAUCCGGCGGCCUCGUCCGCCAGAAGAUGAAGUACCUCCGCUUCCUCCGCAAGCGCAUGAACACCAAGCCCUCCCACGGCCCCAUCCACUUCCGCAACCCAGCCAAGAUCCUCUGGCGCACCAUCCGUGGGAUGAUACCCCACAAGACCAAGCGCGGAGCUGCGGCGCUGGCGAGGCUCAAGGCCUACGAGGGCGUUCCGCCCCCCUACGAUAAGACGAAGAGAAUGGUCAUCCCCGAUGCUCUCAAGGUGUUGAGGCUUCAGGCAGGGCACAAGUAUUGCCUGCUGGGCCGUCUUUCUAAAGAGGUCGGAUGGAGUCAUUACGAUACCAUCAAGGAAUUGGAGGAGAAGAGGAAGCAGAGGUCUCAGGUCGCAUAUGAGAGGAGGAAGCAGCUGGCUAGGCUGCGCCAGAAGGCAGAGAAGACAACUGAAGAGAAGCUCGGCUCUCAACUUGACAUUCUGGGCCCGUUGAAGUACUGAUGAUAGCCUUCUUUCAAUAGAGUGUGGACAGUUUUGCAGAAUAUCUCCUUUGGCAUAUCCGACUUUCUUUUGAAAUCUUCUUAUAUUUGAAAUCUGUAGUUUUGUGGCAUCUGUAGCUUUGUGUUAAUCUGGUUACAUCUAUUUGGACUAAAAUGGUUGUGUGGUGAACCAAGUUGCUUUGAUCUAAUGAAUGCAAUUUUUUUUUAUCAA